AUGGCUAGCAAACCAAUACUUUACGGAACUCUUACCAGUCCCACCGUUAUGGCGGUUCUUAUUACUCUCAAAGCAUUAAAUAUCGAAUUUGAGUUUCGUGAGAUCAAACCGCGACAACAAGAAAAUCUUACAGCUGAUUAUUUAAGCAAAAAUCCCGCUCACACUGUACCCACUUUAGAAACUGAAGAUCAUAAAUUCAUUGGUGAUUCUCAUGCCAUCAUGACAUAUUUAGCCGAUCGCUAUGCAAAUGACAGCAGCCACUGGUAUCCCAGAGAUUUAUAUCGGCGUGCCAAAGUCAAUGAGCUUUUACAUUUUGAAAAUGGAGUGCUUUUUAUUAUGUGUGUCAAACAAACCUAUGGACCAAUUUUUGCUGGACUACGGACUCAUGUACCUGAUGAGAAAUUUAAGGAAAUUGAUGAGGCCUAUAAUAUGAUGGAGCGUUUUAUAGGUGACAAUAAAUAUGUGGCUGGUCAACAUAUAACGAUUGCAGAUCUAAGUUGUAUAACCUCGAUAAGCAGCAUGUAUUUUUUGCGUCCAUUUACGGAAGAAACUCAUCCGAAGCUGUAUGAUUGGUUAAAUCGUAUGAAAUCGUUACCAUACGUCCAGGAGGUAUUAAUGAGCGAUGCACAGGGUUCAUCAUUGAAAUUUCUGUCUAAAACAAUGUCACAUUUGUAAAGUACAUACUUAAUUUGGUAAAUAAAUAAUAAUGGGUUUAAACAA
Messenger RNA from Calliphora vicina (urban bluebottle blowfly), 720 nucleotides. RefSeq names its product glutathione S-transferase 1-like. Gene Ontology annotation, molecular function: glutathione transferase activity. Bases 1 to 675 code for a protein of 224 amino acids. Gene Ontology annotation, biological process: glutathione metabolic process. The record is from RefSeq and is a predicted model, not a curated record. NCBI's taxonomy places the organism in Eukaryota, Metazoa, Arthropoda, Insecta, Diptera, Calliphoridae. The transcript has a single exon.